Messenger RNA from Penicillium maclennaniae, 1092 nucleotides. Its product is annotated as putative C2H2 transcription factor. The transcript has 2 exons. Lineage: Eukaryota; Fungi; Ascomycota; Eurotiomycetes; Eurotiales; Aspergillaceae. The record is from RefSeq and is a predicted model, not a curated record. Gene Ontology annotation, cellular component: nucleus. Gene Ontology annotation, biological process: regulation of transcription by RNA polymerase II. Bases 1 to 1092 code for a protein of 363 amino acids.
AUGUCAGACACGCCCAGAUUGAAGAGGACCGACUGGGGGACCGGAAUGAAUGGCUUGGUGCCUGACAGCGCUGGACGCGGUCGAUCAGAGCAACCCCAGCUGGCAGGCCUGGCCGAUGUCCCUGUCAGCUCUUCAUUUAACGCUCAGAUGCCCGUUAUGCAGCCACAGCUCGGCUUCGUACAGGCUCAACCCGAGCACAUGUCGUCUUUCUUGUUCCCGGAAAGUCAAUUCUCGGACCGGAGAGCCUCGCCCGUGAGCGAUGCUAUGGGUUCUCUUUACGCAUGGUCCAGCACAUCUGAUAGCGACAUGCUGAGACCAGCUGCGUCAUCAAUGGUUCCCGCUGCCUCGACGUCACCCUUAUUGCAGCCGUAUUACAGCUUUGAUACUCCUCAACAUAUGGUCAGCCCACCGAAUCAAGGUCUCUCUAGAUACACCUCGCAGGAAAUCAACAAAUGGUGCAUGGAAAGUGACCCAUCCUUGGGGUUCUAUCAGCCGAUUCGCAAUCCCUUCGCCGGAAGCUCCGUCGAACGUAUUCCCCCUCUGAAUGAGCAUAUGAACAUUUCUGAGGAAUGGUUUACUGCUCCUGCCUUUGCCGGCCCUUCCACCAUUCCGUGCCCACCCCCAGAUGCAUUCCUCUCUCCGUCGUCUGCACCGGCAGUCUCCGUCGCCUCUUCUUCCGCGAUGAGUACCUCACCAGCCCCCACUCUGUCUGAUUUCGAGUCACCAUCCUCUCGCCACCGACCGGCUUCGCCCGCCUCUAAUCCCGCCGAUCUCACGAGAUACGGAAUGCCGGCUGGAGAGGGUGUCUGGCGAUGUGCCUAUCCGGCUUGCACCUCGCAGGCCCUUUUCCGUCGUGGCUGCGACCUACGCAAGCACUUCAACCGACAUCGGAAGCACCUGUUCUGCCGACAUGAAGGUUGUCCGCAGUCGAAACAAGGCGGAUUCUCCAGCAAGAAAGACCGUGCCCGCCACGAGGCAAAGCAUAAUCCUGGUAUCGCAUGCGAGUGGGACGGAUGUGGGCGGGUGUUUAGUCGGGUCGACAACAUGAAGGAUCAUGUGCGACGGAUACACCGCCGAGGUGGCAGUCGCUGA